AAACAGUUUCCGGUUGGCGCCAUGGCGGUGGUAGCAGACACCACGAGCGGCGCGGGACUCGAUCGGGGGGGCAGGCGCGGCUUCUGGGGGCGGCUCGGCGCUAGCCGCCUGGGCCAGUGGUGGAAGAGCCUCCUGCACGAUUAUGUGGAAGCCUGUAAGGAGGUGGUUGUGGGUGCCCGGCAACGGCCCGGGAAAGCCGGGCUUUACCUCUCGGUGCUGGCCGGGGCAGCCGCCUGCAGCCUCCGCAUCCCCAGCGACACCUCCUUCGAUGCCUCCCUCCUCGAGGCCUCUGGCACCCUGCUCCUCCUCUCCCCCUGGGUCUGCAACACCACCUCCAAGGGCCACGUUCAGCGCCUGAUGCAGCUGAGGAACUGGGGGCAGCUGCGCUACCAGAGCCUGGUCUUCUUUUCCCUGGUGUAUGAGGCCCCUUUCGACGCAGAGACCGACCUGUACUUGGCUCAGUGCAAGCACCUGCAGCCGCGCUGGACAGAGUUUCCAGGCCGCAUCCUGGAUGUGGGGUUCUGGGGGCGCUGGUGGGUUUUAAAUGCCAAAAUGAAGGACUCUGACAUCAAUGAUGAGGAGUUCCAGAACCUUCCAGAGCAGCUCCGCAUCAUCUCCUUCCAGAACCUCCACUCGGAGACUAAUGAGAGACUGUUCGGCGAGAAAUACAAGCCUGUUGUCCUGACAGAGGAACAAAUCGAGCAGGCAGAGAGGGAGAUGCAGCCACUGCCUCAGGGGGUCACAAACCAGUAACCUGAACCAAGCAGCGGUUGCUUGAGCCAGGGUGGAUAUGGAAGCUCAGAUAGGUUUUACUAUGGGAUUGUUUCUUGUUGGACCCCUCAGCCUUGUUGCAUGCUGAUUUCCCAGCCUUGGUGGCACUGGCAUUCAAUAAAGAGGAUGCGGAGGCUCUUA
Molecule: messenger RNA, 912 nt
Organism: Alligator mississippiensis (American alligator)
Lineage: Eukaryota; Metazoa; Chordata; Crocodylia; Alligatoridae
Gene: TIMM29
Product: translocase of inner mitochondrial membrane 29
Exons: 2
Coding region: 22-753 (243 amino acids)
Biological process (GO): protein insertion into mitochondrial inner membrane
Cellular component (GO): TIM22 mitochondrial import inner membrane insertion complex
Source: RefSeq, a predicted model, not a curated record